Molecule: messenger RNA, 1590 nt
Organism: Endocarpon pusillum Z07020
Lineage: Eukaryota; Fungi; Ascomycota; Eurotiomycetes; Verrucariales; Verrucariaceae
Exons: 6
Coding region: 1-1590 (529 amino acids)
Biological process (GO): transmembrane transport
Cellular component (GO): membrane
Molecular function (GO): transmembrane transporter activity
Source: RefSeq, a predicted model, not a curated record
AUGGCACGCAGCACGGUGACUCGCCCCGUUAUACGGGCCCCAGUGCCUGGUACUGCCGCCGAUGACCAGGAUAUGAGGCGGAUGCACAAACCGCAAGAACUGAAUCGUGUAUAUUCUGUGGUGACUCUUGUCGGUUACGCAGUGAUUGUCGGUUUGACAUGGCCUUUCUCGCUUGUUACAGGAACGCUUUCGUUGACGAAUGGUGGCCCUGCCGGAGCGAUCUGGGUGUUUCUGGGUGUCUGCUUUGGCAUGUUCAUGUGUGUGCUUUCCAUGGCUGAGAUGGCAUCUAUUGAACCCACAACUGGCGGUCAAUAUCACUGGGUGUCAGUCUUUGCGCCUCCCAAGUGGCAGAAACCUCUCAGUUACUUCGUUGGUUGGAUGUGUGCGUUGGGUUGGCAGAGUUAUGUGCCAGGAGCUUCCAAUGUUGGCGCUUCAGCAAUCCAAGGCUUUGCUGUUGUAGCCUCAGAUACAUAUGUCCCAGAGGCGUGGCAUAUUGCCCUUCUCACCAUCGUCAUCUGUACCUGCGCCAUUCUUUUCAACGUGUACUUGGCCAGACGGCUGCCUGGUAUCGAAGCUGCGGUGUUCACCAUCUACAUCUUGGCCUUUGUCGCGUUCCUCAUCAUCUUGCUGGCUAUGGGCUCGCGUUCCGGCCCAAGGUACAUGUUCACCCACUUUGAAGACAACGCCGGAUGGGGCAGUAUCGGUAGUGCCUGCUUCGUGGGAAUCAGUGGCCCUGUUAUCACCUUGAUAGGAUCUGACUCUGCGGUUCAUCUGGCGGAGGAAUUGAAGGAUGCAUCAAGACAGCUUCCCAAGGCUAUGUUGUCUACCGCUGGUGUCAACUAUCUGCUCGGUUUCCUGAUGCUGGUUGCAUUUAUCGCCGUCGUUGGAGAUGUCGAAUCUGUGCUUGCCACCCCUACUGGACAGCCGUACAUCCAGGUCAUCUGGAACGCCACUCAAUCUCGGACUGCGACUAUGGUCAUGGUGGCCUUCAUCAUCUUCUUUUACAUUUUCUGUGCCGUCAAUCAGAACACCACGUCUUCGCGCCAGCUGUACGCGUUCGCUCGUGAUGGAGGCUUGCCGUUUUCUGGUUGGAUCAGCUAUGUUUCUCCAGAGAGGUGUAUCCCCGUACACGCUGUCUUCCUGACCUGGUUCAUUGCAUGCGGACUUGCGCUUAUUCCUCUGGGAUCAACUGCCGCUUUCAUCAACAUUCAGACCAUUGGAAACUCUGGUCUUUUAGUCUCGUAUAUGAUCUGUAUCGCAUCCCGACUUUACCACCGCAAUGCCGUUGGUCCUUACGGCAGCCUUGCCAAGCCACCCUCUUUCUUCCUGGGUAAGACUCUGGGAAACGUCGUCAACUCGCUUGCCAUCCUUUUCCUUAUCUGCUUCUUGGUGUCUGGCAUGUUCCCAGUCUUCCCCAAUCCGACAGUCGAAACGAUGAACUGGAGUUCUAUGGCGUUGGGGUCAACGCUGAUCAUCGCUAUUGUCUCCUACGUAUGGCUCAGGAAGACUUAUCUUGGGGCUGGCGUUGGUGGCUCUGUCGAACUAGUAGACAUGGAGGCUGAUGGCAAGAUCUUUGGUCGACGAGGUUAA